Molecule: messenger RNA, 11695 nt
Organism: Zeugodacus cucurbitae (melon fly)
Lineage: Eukaryota; Metazoa; Arthropoda; Insecta; Diptera; Tephritidae
Exons: 10
Coding region: 212-10348 (3378 amino acids)
Source: RefSeq, a predicted model, not a curated record
GUUUUGUGCCGAUUUGCAACAAUUCCAAACAACAAAGGAGUCAGCUAAAAAAUCCACGGAUAAGGAGAAAUCGGAGCGUGGUAGCGCUAAGCCGAAAAAGAAACGAAAAUGAAAAGCUAAAUGUUGCCUAUAAUUCUGAAAUGUUCGAAAGCCGGUGAAGCCGAACGGCCACUUUGGUGACGCAUUGUGAAAUGUGCCAACAACAACAAACAUGAUGUGUCUUGAUUUACUGAUCUUCUCCACGGCCAACUCACAACGAUCAGCAAACGAGGCGAACGACGCAACAGCAACGGAGGGUGUGGAAGUAGCUGCGGCUGCAGAGUCAACAACAACACCAACAAUAACAACAACAAUAGCAAUUGACAAAAUGACAACUGAGGGCAAACAAAGCGUGCAAACCGCAAACGAAUUACAACAAAAGCAGCAACUAAUUGUUGGCAACUUACCAACAACAGUCGUCAACAAUAACAAUAGCAACAACAAAAGUGCAACCAGGCAACCAAGCGCCAAAACGGCAGUAAGCGACUGCGCGCAGGGCCAAGCAACGCUGCGCUUUGUUGAUGACAAUAACCAAAGUCAAAGCGACAAGCACAAUGCCAACAGCGCGAAUGGGAGCAACAGCGGAAGUGCUUGCGGUGCCAGUAGGAAUACGGCAAUAGCAAUAAAUGAUAGCCGUUGUUGUUGUUGUUGGCCAAUUGUUAGCAGUUGCAGCGGCAGCGGUUGCGGUGGCCACGGCAGCGAAAUGGCAAUGCAUCAGUGCACAACGCUGGCAGAGAUAGCGUUGGAAGCACCAACAGCAAUAACAACAAAAGCGAUGGCAUUUGAGGCAAUUGUAUGCAACGCCGGGGAGGAAUGCGUUGAGGCUGAAAUUUCAAUGCACACGCGGGACGCACGGGCACUGACAGGCGACAAAGCGGGAACGACAAAUACGAAAGAUAUUAAUAACACACCAACAACAACAACAGCAGCAACAACAUCAGCAACAGCAGUGCCACUUGUGCAACGCUUGGCGUUAACAUGUCCGGAAACGCCAACGAGUACAGUGCCUGCAACAGCCGCUUUAACAUUUGGGUGGUUGGAGGCGGCGCUGCCACGACAUAACGGUGGUAUGGAGAGUAAACACGACGCCACACAGCAGCGCACAGGUGGGAGAGCAGGAGCAUGCGCUGUGACAGCAGCGCCAGCGACAUUGACAGCAACAAUGCCUCUGACGAGUGCGACUUAUGCUCUUGCCAGAACAACAACAACGACACAGCGUUACAGCACUGACCAGAACACAGUGAACGGCAGUCACACUCAGCAGCCGAACUUUGACGUUGUCAGUGUCAGUGGCUGUGACAGCAGUAUACAGCAAAGUGACUCGAGCGACUUGCUCGCGGCGGUAAGGGACGUGACGAAAUCAACUUCGUCAUCGAUCGAAAACUGUUCACCACAACGAGUAACGAUUACGUGCACGAAGGACCAAGGCAGUACGUGUGUGGCGCCAACGAAUGCGUUACUCCCCACUGUGAACCGCACAUUCCAACAGGCUGAGGACGUGACAGCAGCAAGGAGCAGCGUCACAAAAUCCUUAACACAACAACAAAUCAAUAGGCAGAACGCUAGCUACAGCAGCAGAGACUGUAGCAGAGACGGCAGCGCCAAUAGGCGAACUAGUGAAAGCAGCUCUGAUGACAGUGUGGUGAAUGUGGCAGCACAUAGCAUAGUGAGCUUGGCCAGCGACGGCAAGCACGACGAGGACAACGACAUACGAGUACGACGUGUGGCUGGAGCAGCAGCAGCUGAAAAAGCUGUAGCAGCUGAGUUGAAAAAUUCUUUAAAUUUGAGGAAAAAUUGGGAAUUAGUGAAAAAUUGCAAAUUAACAAAUGCCAAUGAGCAGCAAGUGUGCGCGUUAGUGUAUAACGGUGUAGCAGUGAAUUGUGAAAAUAAUCGCUGGUGUAGUGAAAUUCAUGCCAAAGGCAGUGUUGAUAACAAAUAUUUAUGUAAUUUAAAUGAAUCGAAUGAGUGGUGUAUCUGUGAAGCGAAUUCGUUGAGGGGCCAACGAAGCUGUGUUGGUGGGGCCAGCCGAGCGGAGGGUGGCGUACAAAACGACGGCACAGCUACUGUGCGCAGCACUAACGGUACCAGCACAGUCUGCCACAGCAACUGCAGCAGUGCCAUAGGUAGUAGUCGUCGUCGUAGUGGUGCCAAUGUCGAUACCAUAAAGGCCAUUCAUGAAAACAUUGUCGAAGUUGAAAGUAAUUGCUGUCAAAAUCGGGUUGAACGCCGAGAAGUUAAAAAUCGGUGGUGUUGUGUGGCAGUGCAGGGAGUUGAAAACAAGACUGAAUUAGAACCGAUUAAAGAAAGCUUUGGAAUACUGAAAAACUGCAACUUCAUUGAAGAAACAGUAGCAGCAGCAGCAGAAGCUACAGCUGAGGAGCCUUCUGUAUACGACGUCGCUGGACGCCACAGGAACUUCAAUACCGACAGGGUGGAUGAGGCUGAAAAUUUUGAGGAAUACUUUUCAUGCGAAUUGUCUACACUCGUUGAGUCAAAGGCACAGCAACAAAUAGCGAACGAAAAAGGCAAUGAAGAAAGUGUGGUGAGUGUUAAUAAAAGCAGAGCGAUUAGUGAAAAGCCAAAGCGAAAGCAAACGAAACAAACACAAAGCAAAGAAGUGAAAGAAACCAAAGAAAGCAAAGAAAGCAAAGAAAGUGUAGAGAAAAUACAUGAAAAAUGUCAGAAAGAAGAAUGCGUGAUUUGCGCAAAUCAAACUAAACAAAUAUUAUGCCAGCGAGCUGCUGACAAAGGAUACUGUCAUACACAUAACAACAAGAACAACAACAACAACAGCAACAACAGUGGAUUAGACACUGCUUACGAUUCAACGAAUACGCAACGAGCGCAACGAAUACAUAAUUCGCAACAGAACUUCAAAUUUAUCACUGCGAGCAGCGACGACGACCACGACCAGCGCCAUCAACAGUCUGAACAGUCAGAACAACAGUUUGAACAGCCUGAAUGCGAGACGGCCAAUGUUGCGCUCAUUGAAUACACCAACAACAACAACAACGAAUUAUUAGUAUAUAAAGUGAAUAAUGCCUUACGGGAGCGGGGUAUAACAGAGGAAACCUUAGUGAGGCCACAGCUUACAAGUGGAAGUGUACGGCUGCAGAGUGAGGUAGCGUCGUGCGACGGGCGAACGCAAACCCACGAACAAUACGAACAGCAGACCGAAGAGCCGAAGAAAGACCAACAACCAAAGGGGGGGACUGACGAACCGUCACAGGCACAAGUAGCGCCAGCGUGCACCCAUAACUGUGAAGUUAUUAAUGAAAGACGAGAGACGGUCGUCCAUACCAAGAACAACAACCCUUCUGUGUACACCACUGCUGUAAUUAGCAACCCAAUUGGGGCAGCGUCGGUGGGUGGUGAACCCCUACAAGCGACAACGCCGCAGAUAAGGCAGAGUUAUCACAAAGCGAGCGAAGAAACCAAACGAAGCGAUAAAAGUGAGGCGGAGGUGCAAAGUGAAAAGUGUGAGAAGGAAAAAGAAAAACACACAGCGGACUGUUUGAAGUGUGCAAUUUUUGCAAGUGGUGGACGCAACACUAAACGCGACGCGCCAUCAGAAAGUGCAAGUAAUGCACAAGAUAAGUGGCCAAAAGGACGCACUAACAACAACAGUACACAAGCAGCCGAGUCACAAGUGGCUAAUGUUGCCAUAGAAGCCAGCGCCGAGGAUGCGAAAGUGUUUAAAGAGGCGAGAACGAUCAACACGCACUCAGCUUGCUUAGCUUUCCUAGCUAAUCUGCCACUAAGCGAAAGUGCCACACAACGGUUGGGGUGCUGCGACAAUUUAGUUCAAGUUGCUGCACGGCAAACUAUUGACGACAAAGCGGGUACUGAAGCUGUGCAAAUUCCCUGCUUGCAGACCGACUUUAGUGCGGAACAAAGCACGAGUGCGGCGCUACAAGCUGAGGCACAAAUAUUUAGGCUAGCUGCUGAAAAAUAUGGGGAACAACACAUUCCAGUAAAGCAACAGCAAGACAAUGCAAAGUUAAGUGAGGCAGAUAAACUACUUGUGCAUAGACAAAACACAGCCGAAGCGAGCUCCGCGUACGACGUCAACAGCGAUAAAACAUACGUCCCACAGACAAGUCACAAGGGAGCACUCACACCCCCAUUCGGUGGUAGCGAUGAGUUCGCAGCUAGUCAACGUCUGCAACGCUUGCAACAGCAUUUUCGUGGAUUGAUAUGCGUGACACGCAAUCAUUCGAAAGCAGAAGAAACUCCACACGAGUACGACGCAGUGAUAACGGCAGGUGUGGACGCGCAGAAAUUGCAGAGUAUACAAAAAAGUGGUGACGACGACGACAAUCACAACAAGGACGACGAGGACGAACGUGCCGUGUGUGUGUUUGUGCCACAAGCAGACACCGAGUUGGUAGAAGCCUUGAAACGCAACAGCGAAGGCAAAAUAGACGAAGGUAAUAAUAAGCACAAAGGUUUAUUGGGAGACGCGACGACAACGACGCGGCAGUGUGCUGCCAGACAGGCGACGACGAAGCCACUAACGAAGGAAAUUCCAAAUGACAACAACAAUAGCGUAUGCGAAGCACUAGUGGUUAAGGCAACGACGACACCAGCAAGCACAGCAAAAAUCAUAACAACAACACUUGCGGUUGGACAAAUUGCAGCAGGAACGAAGAAACGGUAUUGUGUUGGCGCAGUAAGGUCGCCUGCGUUUGUAACGGCAAACGGAAAAGUUGCAGGCAUUGAAAAGCCAAGUGCAAUCCAAUUAACAGCAACUCAUUGCAACAACAGUAACAACAGCAACACUGCUGGUGACGUUACAUUAGCAGACAACAACAACAAUAAUCAAGCGCAUAAAAGUAAUUGCAAUCAACACAAUAAUAUUGCGGAGAUUAGCAACACUUUUGUAAAUUACAACAGCAACGAGUGCGCAGCAGCCACAGCGCACACACGCAAAGAGUGCCGAAAGAGUAACGAGCGAGAGCCGACAGCCGCCGCGCCGUUAGAGCAGACGGAGACGGAAGUUGAGCAAAUAGCUGUACUCGCUAGCACACAACGAGUAGGUGCACUUGACUCGCUGCCAGCGUCGAGUGUUGGUGACAGACCGACGACGGCAGAGAGCGAUACAACCCCAACUGAGGUAAAAACAAGUGGAGAGGGGACGACGGUGACAGUAGUGGUUGCGGCGAGUAGCGAAAGAGCCACCCCAACGCAGACAACAAAAGCGUGUGUGGCGAAUGCCAACAGUGUUGAGGCAACAACAACAACAAUAAGUGGUGCGGUGGAAACAAACAAUAACAAAAAUCGCGUGCCAAUAGUUGAAAGCGCGUCUGCGAGCCAUAAACAAGUUGACACAACAGAUGCGACUGUUGGCGGAGCGUCACGCGAAACUGCAUUGACCAGCGCAACAAACGCAACCGCAACGACAACAAAUGCAAUUACAACAACAAAAACUGUGAACACUAUAACUAACUCAAAUUGGAGUGAGACGCCUUUGAACCCAACGAAAACCACAACAUUUACGGACCAACAUUUCCGAACACCAAGUACCCCUUCACCAUUAGCAGCAACAGCAACAAGAUCACGCACACCAACACCAUCACCACCACCACGACCGCCACCGCCGAAAGCGGCUUUGAAUUUUGGUCGGUUAAGCGCAUUCGUUGCCACAAAACCCACAAAUCAGCAGCAUUUUCCAGCGACACCGGGACCACUUUUAUACAACAACACCCGCAACUGCGAUAAUUUCGAAUACUACCUACCGACCAUCAGACAGCCCGCCACCACCUAUCGGCCCAUAUACGCGCUGUAUCCGUUGGUGGGCCAUUCGCCGUCCGAGUUCGAUGCGCGCCGUUUGAGUGAUAUCAUCGGUGGCGUUGACGUUGGUUACGUAGCAACAACAGCAAUAGCAACAAGUACAUUGCCAUUGUCCGUUGGCGUGGACACAAAUCAAAAUCAAAAUCCGAAUUCGAAUUUCGUGCGCAACACAAAGAAGUGUGAGCUCAAUCGAAUCGUCGGAGGCCAAGGUAGCAACGACAGCGACAGCUGUGUCAUAUCGCCGUUGCGUCCGAACGCUGACAACGUAUUUGCAAAUUCUGUCGAUUUCGAGUGUUACGACGAAUUAUUCGACGAGGUGUCGUCCAUCGGUAUUGACGCGGAUGUGCAGCCGCCGAGUGCUGUGGUCAUUGUAAGUGCGGACGGUGAUACGAAUUUAAUUUGUGAUUGUGUGCAAUGUGUGCUCGAGCAAAAUGAAAAUAAUUUAUUAAAAACCAAUAACAACAACAACGACAACAGCGAUAGUAGUGUAAAUAAUUUGUCAGUGAACAGUGAAAGCAAUUACGCGUAUUUAAACCGAAGUGAAUCGUGCGCUGCAGACGUGACAGCACGUCCCGAAAUUUGUGCGAGCAAAGCUCAUUCGAGUGCAACAACAACAAAACAAACAAAUAACAACCAGAACCACAACCAAAGUAAAUACCAAAGCUUUAACAUCGACACCAACAAAAUGCGUGAAGUUAACGGUCAGUUGCGCGGUCUGCUCAAAAAACCGAAUCGUCCGCCGCCGGCGCGCAAGAAUCGUGUCGUCUUCGAUGAGACACGCAAUGAGUUCUUCGAAGCGGAUUAUAUUAUUUUAAUACGUGAGGAUUGCGCCUACGACGAGGAGGACGAGGAGCCGUGCACAUGCGGUGAGCACGAAUUGGUGCGUCUUUGCUGCGAGGAGGGCUGUCAGUGUAAUUACUCGGCCGUGGGUGCGACCGUUGGCAGCGGAGGUGGUGGCGCUGUCACCGGGCCAGGCGAUGAUACGCGCACGCCGCAGAGUCCCAAAUAUGCGCCACCCAUUGAGUUCGUUGACGAGGCCGCACUGAGUCCACCCGACGGCUACAAGGACAAUGGCUUGAAGAAUACGCUUGGCGGCGCGCUAAGCGGUCACAUCUUCGGCGCACAGCACAUUCAACAGCUGCAGGUCAUACAGAGAUUGCAGCAGCAACGCGCCGCCAUGUUGGCUGCACGCAACAACAACCAAAUUCCACCACCACCGCCGCCAGUGGGCAGCGCUGCGCUCAACCAGCAUCACCAACAUCAGCAGCAAGCGCAGCAGCAGCAACAACAACAACAGCAACAAAUAGCACAGCAAGCGCAACAACUCCACCAACAACAACAGCAGCAGCAGCAACAACAUCACCAACCGACGGCACAACAUUCGCCUGACGACGAUUCGCUUGGCGUUUGCACCGAGUGCGCCGAAUGUGCCGAGUGUGCGGCCAAGCAGCUCCAGGAUACAGAAUGCACUUCACCACAAUGCCAAGAGGAGCUCACCCCACUCGGCGUGUCGGCCGUUGCACUGUUGCCAUUACACACCAGCUCACCCGAACGUCGCAUCACACAGAAAGAAAUCAUCGCCGGCGAAGAGCGUCCCAAAUACGUUCUACAAUCGCAGUAUAAACCAUCGCCAGUAACAGAGCGGCGUAUCGUGCGUGAGGCCAGCGAGGAUGUAACGGGCGGCGCUGAUCUCUUGCCACCAGCAUUACCGGCGAAGCCCGGUGCCAUAGUGGCGGCCACUACCGGUCAACCGAUGCCGCCAACACAACAGCAGCAGCAGCAACAGCAACCACAACAACCGCCCAUUGUGGCCGGUGAGGUGUACGAUGUGGAGAAACCGCCACCCAUACCACCAAAGGAGUCGUCGCCCACACAGAUUAGCGGUAUUCUGAAGGGUGGCAAAUUGUGGAAACAGGACUCAAUGUCGCAGUCGGAUGACCAAAAUAAUACGACAUCUGAGGAUGAGGGUGGCCCUACAAAGCGUUCGGUACGCUUCGUCACUGAAGAUUUGGCCGUUGACGGUGAGGGUCAGACAACUGGCGACGCCGCUGAAGGGGAGAAUCAGAUAAACGAACUCAUACCGAUCAAGAAACAUUCCACAUUAUUCAACAACGCAUUACGUCCCAAUUCCGCCGUACGCCAGUUGUUCCCGAGCGUCGCUCACCAAACACCGGUGCUGACAUCGGAAGCAUUACGCGCGUUUGAUGAGUCCAAGCGUGCUGGUUGUUUGGUGCCAAAUCUACCCGGCUGUGGUGAUACGGAUACCAUAAGACGCAGCAUUGAGCGUAAUAUAUUGCGACGAUCGUUGAUCAAGAAAAAAGCUGUAAAGUCCGAUAUUUCACUCGAGGAACGCAUCAAACAGUUGACCUGUGACAUUGACGAAACGAAUGAGGAUAGCGCUGCAGAGAAUGGCGAUGAAGAGAGCUCGAAAUUGGCAGCGGAAGCAAAUUGUGAAUUGACACAUCGUGGCAGUCCCAUGGGAGAAGAGAAUCCACAGAAGUUUGCCAACGGCAAUAGCGAUAAGAGUUUCUCACCCAGUUCGUCUGUGUCGAGCUCGUCAAGCGGUUCAUCGGCCUACAAAAAGAUUUCCGAUAUAUUCAACCGCGACAAGAAGCAAGACAAAAUACUGGAGAUGGAAGAGAAUCCCAUAGUCAUUAUACCUCAGGAAUGCCGUUGUCCGGCCGCACCCGAUCUUGGUAUGGGCAUACAAGUCCCCGUUGUACAUACCCAAAUACAUCGCACACCACCACGUCAAGUGGAGCCGAAACGCCAAUUCCUCUCCACCCUGGCACCGUUGACCGCUUGUGUGGCUGGCAACAAGGAUGACCUCUCUUCCUACUACACUCUGGCUGCGGCCCAUCACAGUGGUCAUGCGGUCAAUAAUGCACAAUUCGCCGAAUUCAAUUUGGCCGGCGCCAAUUUAUGUGAACAAGUGGGCAUAACACCGGCUGGUGUUGGCGUUGGCGGUCCCGAUGAGGUACGCAAGGUGGCACCCGAUGUCAUUGCCGGCACACCGGGACAAGAGCAGCAAGAUGAAUUGGCCGCAUUUGCACAGCAGGAGGCCAACCGUACGGAGAAGAUUAAGAAGCGCUACACCAACGAGAACUCCAACAAUAGCUCUGAUGAUGAUGAGCAAAACGAUUAUGGCUUUAAUAAGCGUCCAUCGGUGCGUGGCAUCAAACCGAAAUUCAGCUCCACCAAUGAGAUUUUGCAACAAAUGCAAGAGCAAUUGAAUCAGCAGAUGCCCAGUGUCGCAGUGGGACAGCCCAUCAACCAGGCAAUCAAGAGCUACACGCUGCCAAAGCAGUCCUCCACCAGUUCCAUGUCUAAGCAGAUCUCACAGAAUCCAUCUCCACAAAAUGUGCCACAUCCUGUUAAUGUUGUGCAACAACAGCAGCAGCAACAGCAACAACAACAACAACAGCUACAACAACAACAAAACCAGCAACAGCAAACACAACAGCCACAACCGCCUUCCCAGGUGAUGGUGGGACAACAACAACAGCAACAGCAGCAACAACAACAACAACAGCAAACACAAGCAGUCCAAAUGCAGGCCAACACAAUCGCCCAACAACAAACCGAACAACGCACCUGGAGCUUCUACACCGAAGGCGGUGCUGGCGAGCAACAACGUUUGCCCAUCGAAGGCGCCGGCAUGCAACAGGCAUACUACCAAACACUACCAGGCGGCGCCAUGUUCCGCCAAACGAUUAUGCAACAGGGCCAAGACGAGGCGGCCAUGAUGUACGCGGCGCAAAAUUGCCAAAGUGUCACCGCCAUCGAGCAGCAACACUACGGACACUAUGCACGCAGUCCGACACGACGUCCGGAGUCACCGCCACCGCUGCGUAAUUACCACCAGACAAUGGUGUUGAUCCCCUACAACGCACAGACGUACUCACAAUUCGCCGCCGCCAGCAAUAUGGACCAGAAAAUGGCGCACAUACAACGCCAAAACAUACUGGAAUACCAACAGGUGACCCAGCAGACCAUACGCGUCCCCAUCGGCUAUGCGCUGCCCGGCAUGCAAUUGCACGUGAUGGCCGGACGCGGUCACGCCGCACACUAUGCGCAGCAACACGCGCAACAAGCGGUGGGCGUUGAGGCAGCCACUGCUGCAGCAGCCGCCGCCGCCGCGCAUCCGCAUCAACAUCAGCAUCCACCGCAUCCGCGCAUCAUGGCGCAGCGCUAUCAGUUCGCGCAGGAGGGCAACAUACCGGGUUUCAGUGAGCGUGGUGUGCCGGAAGGCGCGGCUGCGGUGUCGCAUACCGAUUGUCACAGCAUGGUGUCGCCGACCGCUAGUCAGGCAACCACAGUGCAACAACAAAUGCAACAACAACUGCAGCAGCAACAACAAUUACAACAGCAGAUGCAACAACAACACCAGCAGCAGCAGCAGCAACAGCAACCAGCACCACCGAAUGCGGUACAACAACAACAAAGUGCCGCAGCAGCCGCCGCCGCCGCCGCCGCCGCCGCUCAAGGUUCCGUCUAUUAUGCAAUGAAUGUAUGACCCGCGGCCGAUUAGUCGGCGCCAACGGCGGCGGUCAUUGUGGAGCGCCGUCAGUGUCAACGCGUCGAAAUGUCGUCGGUACAGCUGAGCACACGGUAAACUGCAAUGGCGGGCCAAUGUGUAAUUGUAAUAACGGUAAAAAGUACGGGUAAUUGUUGGCGCCACACACACACUGACACACUCUUACACAAAUGUUUGGCUUAGAUGUGUGCAUUUGUGUGGGCGUACAUACAAUUCAGCGUGUUGAGGUUAUGUAUCUUAACUUUGUAAACAACAACAGCAACAGCAACGAGGGAAUUUAAUUAGAAAUGUAUUAGCGUUAUUAUAGUGUAUAGUGAAGUGAAGUGAAGUGAACAUUUAUGAAUGGAUUACAAGAAGACACACACACACACACUAGUGUAUAUGUCUGCAUAUAUGUGAGUACUUACUUUAAAUUUUAAAUAUAUAUAUAUAUGCAUGUGUAUGUGUAAUUAAACGAACGGCGGUACUGGUCAGCUGUUGAUGAACGUGUCAUAUUCCAUUAGAAAUGAAAGCUUCCAUUUAAAUAGCAAUUGUUGUUGGUGGCAAUUUUUUAGAAGUAAUUAAUAGCAGAAGGUUUUUUUAAAUGCUCAUACAGUGAAAUAACACUGUGCAACAACAUUUUUGAUUUUCGUUACAUACCAUUUUGAUCUUACAUAUUGAGCUUUUGUGUCAGCUCGAUUGAAGUUGAAAAUGAUUUUCAUAUUUUUAUGAUACUUAGUCUUAACCUUGUAUCGCCUUGUAUAUUGUGAUUUGUUGACCUAAUUGUGGAGAACUAUAAAUACAGAAACUUCAGCGAUGCAUAGGCAAUAGCAAUCUAAGGUUCAAAUGGAAUGUAUUAAAUUAUUUAUGCCCAAGAUGAGUUAAAGAAACGAGUGAAAUGGAUGUAAACUCUUCAUAUAUACCUUAAUAUUGGUCCACAAAACUGUAGCCCACACAUUCUUGGGCUUCAUAGGUUAUAUUUAUCGCAUAAAAGAGCUCGUUUUCACUUUUUCAUUAUUAGUGAGACGACUGUUUAUUGGAAAUCUUCAACAAUCCUGAUGUAUUUUAUUCACAGAACCCAAAUUUCAUUAAUAUGUAGGUAGCCCAUUAUGUAGACUUGGUUCAGAUGAUGGUUUCUUGUCUUAAAGUUAUGAGGAAAUAUUGGUUUUAAGCUUGUAUGUAUGUGAUUGGCGUUGCAACCGUUUAGCCGGUUAUAGCCGAAUCGACGAUAGUGCGCCACCCCUCUCUCUCCUUCGCAGUUCGGCGCCAGUUGGAGAUCCCAAGUGUAACCAGGUCGCUCUGCACCUGGUCCCUCCAACGGAGUGGAGGCCUUCCCCUUCCCCGGCU